Phytophthora nicotianae INRA-310 is the source of this 1156-nucleotide messenger RNA. RefSeq lists its product as hypothetical. The coding region runs from base 292 to 999 and encodes 235 amino acids. The transcript has a single exon. Gene Ontology annotation, cellular component: extracellular region. Lineage: Eukaryota; Oomycota; Peronosporomycetes; Peronosporales; Peronosporaceae. The record is from RefSeq and is a predicted model, not a curated record.
CUGGAGUUUGAGUCUCUGCUGUAUCCACAUGCAACCCGUGGUCAUUUGUCACCACCCCUUUCGGUGCUGUGGCCUUAGGCUCAUUAGCAGUCCAAUAGCUCCUGCAGUCUUUCUGGAAAUUGAUUGUUCUUCACCUUCUAGCUUGAGAUUUCAGGCGGCCUUUCUCAAUGAAGGCUAGUUCUGCUAGCUUCCUCAUUCUCCAAUUUACUUCCUAUUCGGCAACUUCCAGACACGCCCUAACGCGCUUACAAGCUUAGCUGUAUUUUACCCGCGUUGAUCACUCAAGCAACGAUGCAAUUCGGUUCAUUCUUCUUCUUCCUGCUUUCGGCUUUCGGAGCUGCCGCCGAAGACGAAUGUCCCCCGACUGAGGUCGUGAAGUUCGCCGAGCUUUAUGCUAACCCGCAUUUGAAUCCGUGCCAGAAAGUCUCUGCCGGCUUCUCGAUUGCUCCGCCAAAGGGCUACCCUACAGACCAGCAAGUCAAAGCCAUGUGCGCUUCCGACGAAUGUCGCGCUCUGAUCGAAGACGCCCUCGCACUGAAGCCCGCAGAUUGCUACUUGUCGUUUGUGGGCGUGAAACUGAACGCGUACAAGUUGGCCACCACCUUCAAAGAUGCAUGCAAGGUUGACAUGGACAAGAAUCACGAAGACGGCAAUCACCAUUCGACUCCGAUGCCAACUACGUACCACCCAACGCCAAAGCCGACCCAUGAAAAGUACUAUUCAACACCGAGGCAAACUGACGCAAAGUACACGACUCCCAAACCCACCGAAGAGAAGUAUCCGAAGCUGACAGAAGAUAGCAAGAAAUACCCGAAGUCGAUGGACGACAAAGGCCACCACAAACUGUAUGAGCCGAUGAUUGUCAAUAAGGCGCACCGAGCUGAAAACGACAAGGUGAAGGAUGCGGACAAUGUGAAGCCACCGAUGAACGGCACAGCUCUCGAGCUCUUUCCGAUGCCCAACACGACCUACAAGGCAACUGCGUCACCCGAGGCGUAAAAGUUUGCUCAUUUAGGACAAACCACUAAGAUGAGUUGCUAGCUAUAGCUCACAGAACCAACGUGAAUACUUUUCAUGCGAUAUCAUAAGCUUCUGGAAGCAAUAAACCGUCCUACUGUUAUAACAAUUAGAUGUUGGUGUUGCUUACGAAUAAGUU